This is a messenger RNA of Bipolaris oryzae ATCC 44560, 1197 nucleotides long. RefSeq lists its product as uncharacterized. The record is from RefSeq and is a predicted model, not a curated record. The transcript has a single exon. Bases 1 to 1197 code for a protein of 398 amino acids. Lineage: Eukaryota; Fungi; Ascomycota; Dothideomycetes; Pleosporales; Pleosporaceae.
AUGUCUACACACUUCCAUCCGCGUCCGUCUACCUCUGCACCGCAAAGUCCCGUUUGCCCUGGCUCUGCUCGCCCAACCAUCCGUGCCAUCACGCCUUCGCCACCGCAUGGCUUGAGCAAUCCCAUGAGCAAGAGUUGCAGUGAGCUAGAGAAGCCGAGUCAAGCGUCGCAAGGGGCGGCAGAACACCUCUUCAUGCGGCCCAAGAGCGUAGAGAUGCUGCAAAAGAAUGUUCAGACCCGGCACGCACAGCAGGGCUUUCAAGGUGACGAAGUGGAUACCAAUGUGCCUGUACUGCGGCGAGGCGGCGCAGUAGCAGGCAGAAAGUCGCCCGUCAAGCGCAGACAUCCGAGUAAGAGCCAGAGAAUCAAACCAUAUAGUACGCCAUCAGCAGCGUCGCUGCGGCAUAGGAUACUGAUGGGAGAUCGGAAGGACGGUAAAGAAGAAGAAAGUGGAGCCAUCAAGCAGGACGCAAGCAAGCAACCCAAGCACCAUGACCACAACGACAUUGACAUCUUUGCCGCCUGUCCCGAUACACCCACGCCAAUGACAGCAUCGCAAAAGCGAUUCGCAUACCUCCCUCUCGGCACACCAACCCCAACUGUCUACUCCCAAUCCGCUUCCAAACCGCGCUCCAGAACCAACGCAGCACCUCGUACCAAGUCCGCCCCAAUCCUAGCCUCAAAUCGCAACCGCCAGACUUCCAACCUCGGACACGGAAAACCACAUCCUAUCCAUGCAACCAGAACACUAAAUCACUCUGGCACGCGCCUAGGCCAGCGCAGUCAAGCAAACGAUGAGACACAAGACCCGUCAAAAGUCGCGCCAAAACACUCACAUUCUCACCGACCCCUCCAUGUCAUACAGCAGCAGCCUAACCAGCCCUCCGCUCCAGUCCCAGCAAUUAAACGUGCCAGAGCACCCGGCCCGGCUCCCACUAUACCUCUACCGCGUAAACCCCUGUCCGCUACGUCCAACAUUUCCAUUCACACCGCGCGCUCACACCGCAGCGUCUUUAGCACGUUGGGUCGCGACGAGUUGGAGCGGAAGAAGGCGGUGGUUGAGGAGGACGAGGGACCGUUUGGCGCGGUGGGGAGUGUGGCUGAGUUGGAUGGGGCGAGGAGGAGUGUUAGUAGUGGGAAGGAUGGAGGGGAGAAGGGGGGGAUGUGUGGGGGGAAGGGAUGUUGUGGCGUUAUGUGA